AUGACUAGCAGGCGUGUGGUAGUCACUGGUUUAGGAUUAGUGACUCCUCUUGGUGUUGGAGUUCGUCAAAACUGGUCCAAGCUAAUUGCAGGUUCUAGUGGACUGGUGUCAACAGAUGACGUUCCUAAUCCAGCCGAAUACAAAGAUUUGCCAAGUAGGGUGGUUGGAAAAGUUCCGAUCGGUUCAGAGAGUGAAGGAAAGUGGGAUGCUGAAGCAUUUGCAUCUAGAUGGAGCAAUAUACGUCGGUUAUCACCUUUUAUACAAUACGCUCUAAAAGGCGCUGAAGAGGCCCUACAAGACGCUCAAUGGCAAUGCUUUACUGAGACAGAUUUUGAAGAUACUGGUGUUUGCAUUGGUUCAGGAAUUGGAGGACUACAGGAUAUGUACGAUAAUGCAGUGGGCUUUCAUUCAAAAGGCCAUAGAAAGAUGCAACCUCUUUUCAUUCCCAGAAUGCUAGCGAACAUGGCUGCUGGUAACAUUUCCAUUCAAUACGGAUUUAAAGGGCCAAAUCACAGCGUUUCUACAGCCUGUGCCACUGGAAACCAUGCAAUAGGCGAUGCAUCAAGGUUUAUUAAAGAUGGUUAUUGUGAUGUUAUGGUAGCUGGGGGGACUGAUGCCUCAAUUACUCCAUUUGCGUUAUCUGCGUUUGGUAGAGCCAAAUCCCUUUCCACAGCAUUUAAUGAUGACCCCACAAAAGCAUCCAGACCUUUUGAUGGAGGAAGAGGUGGCUUUGUCAUGGGAGAGGGUGCGGGAAUUUUGGUUCUAGAAGAGUUGCAACAUGCGCUGGAUAGAAAUGCUAAGAUUUACUGUGAAAUAGCAGGUUACGGUCUAACUGGAGACGCUCAUCAUAUAACCUCACCCCCAGAAGACGGAAACGGUGCCCUAAGAGCCAUGAGGUUUGCCAUUACACAGGCAGGGCUUGUUCCCAAUGAUAUUGGUUAUAUAAAUGCGCAUGCAACAUCCACCUUAUUAGGAGAUAGAGCUGAAAAUUCGGCCAUUAACGCACUGUUUCAGAAGAGUAACCCCCAAUUAGCAGUGUCAAGUACCAAAGGUGCCAUUGGACAUCUUCUAGGGGCAGCAGGAGCUGUAGAGUCCAUUUUCACUGUCUUGGCCCUAUCAGAAAACAUUCUACCGCCCACAUUGAAUUGUGAAUCACCAGGAGGUGCAGAGUCAGACUCCAAAUCCGAGUUCAUUUUCAACUACGUCCAGAAUCAAAGUCAAAUACUAAACAAGGAGAACAAGUUGAAGGCAGCAAUCAAUAAUAGUUUUGGAUUCGGGGGUACUAAUGCUUCAUUAUUAUUCAAGAUCUAUGAAUGA
Komagataella phaffii GS115 is the source of this 1317-nucleotide messenger RNA. RefSeq names its product Mitochondrial beta-keto-acyl synthase with possible role in fatty acid synthesis. Gene Ontology annotation, biological process: fatty acid biosynthetic process. The record is from RefSeq and is a predicted model, not a curated record. The transcript has a single exon. Bases 1 to 1317 code for a protein of 438 amino acids. Gene Ontology annotation, molecular function: 3-oxoacyl-[acyl-carrier-protein] synthase activity. Lineage: Eukaryota; Fungi; Ascomycota; Pichiomycetes; Pichiales; Pichiaceae.